Molecule: messenger RNA, 408 nt
Organism: Zophobas morio
Lineage: Eukaryota; Metazoa; Arthropoda; Insecta; Coleoptera; Tenebrionidae
Gene: Dph4
Product: dnaJ homolog subfamily C member 24
Exons: 1
Coding region: 1-408 (135 amino acids)
Biological process (GO): positive regulation of ATP-dependent activity
Molecular function (GO): ferrous iron binding; ATPase activator activity
Source: RefSeq, a predicted model, not a curated record
AUGACGGACAAACUAAAUGAUGUCGACUACUAUUCUGUUCUUAACUGCGACAAAUCUGCUUCGUACAAGGAACUGAAACAAAAUUAUCAAGUACUGAUAAGAAAAUAUCACCCUGAUAAAUGUGCUGGAUCUCCCAACCAUUUUAUAACUAUCGAUAAAGCAUGGAAAACAUUGAGAGAUGAAAAGUUACGAACGCAGUAUGAUACUUAUUUACAAACACAAGCAGAAUUUGAUAGUGCAGUGGUGUUUGCACAACUAGCUAAGAGUGAUUUGAUUUUCAACAAAGAAAAUCUGAUGAAUUAUCCAUGUAGAUGUGGAAGCAGUUUUGUGAUAUACCAGGAGUACAUAGAAGAGGAGGAGUGUCUUGUAGAAUGUAAUGAAUGUUCCAACUGUUUGUUGAUUAAAUAA